CAGGUCCGCUGCCCAUCAUGCAGUUUGACGGUCAAGUGCAAACAACUCUGGUAACGUGCCAAAAAUGGUUCCAAACUAAGGCUAAGUGAAUUUCCGCCUCCCUUAUUUCUAAUGGUCAAUGUCGCUGCGUCCUGAGCCCCUGACCCUCCUCAGCCCCCGUCCAGCUGUAGCAGCAGCUUUGAGUUUCCCAAGCUCCUCAGUGCCCCGUCUCCCCUCACCCUCCCACCCAGAGCUCCACUCCCCUCGACUGGGCUGCCUGCUCUUCUUGGCAGCCAAACAGCCAGGGGAGGAUCAGGACGACCGGGCGGCUGAGAUAAGGAGUAUAUGAAGUUCCUCACAUUACCUCACCCGAUAAGGAAACAAGCAGAGAGAGAGAGAGUGAGGGAAGAUGUGGCGAGAGAGACAGAGAGGGAGAGAAAGAGAAGGUCAGACUAGGAGGACUUCUCCAGUCGGACACUGAUGCUCAGACAAGCAACAAGUGACCGUGAUGUUUCCACCAGCAUCAGACGUCUGGUCAACUUUGCUUGGUUAACAACAAUUUCAUCCGAGUAAGUAAAAAAAUGACAGGACAAACGAAGACUUCAAAUUAAAACUUUUAAAGGUUUUUUAAGUUUUUAAAAAAAAGGACAGGUUUCCUGCACCCCCCCAUCCCACCCCCUGCCUGGGCAGCAUCCAUGGCUGUCAACCCCCUGGAAGGUCUCCGUAAGGUGGCAGCGAAGCAUCAGCUGGACUUCAGCUUCGUGGAGGAGCCGCAGCUCCAGCAGGCGUCUGCCGCCAGCAGCCCAGCAUCUGUGCACAGACAGAGGCAGAGCCCACGCUGCAGUUGGCCGCAGCCCGGGAGGAUGCAGGUACAGUCAAAAUGUGGGUCCAGGACAGACUCAGGCUCUAGCUGUUGUCCUGCGAUCCAUUCCCGAAUGCUCAAAGGCCACUCACCACAAAACGCAGCACGAGAGAGGAACCGUGUACGCAGCUUACGGGAGGCCUUUUACAACCUACAGGAUGGGUUCCCCUCAGUGCCACCUGACACCAAGUUGUCUAAACUGGACGUUCUGGUUCUCGCCACUAACUAUAUAGCCUACCUGACAAAGACUCUGGACGAUGGAGGGAUUCUGACUGAGAACAGUCUGCCACCCAGGUCUGGUGGAUACUUGCAUCCAGUAAAGAAAUGGCCCAUGCGUUCCCUACUGUACUGUGGCAGCAUUGGAGAGCUGCUGUCAGAACUCCCAGCCAAACAGGCGUCCCCACCUGGACAUGAAGAAACACUGAACCCUGCCUCGGAAGACACAGAUUCAUAAUCAACACGUGGUUUCACUGAGGAUUUAUCUGGGAACAGUAUAGAGUGAUAGAUGCAGAUAUGUACUUAUCAGCAUUGUACAAAAGUACUCUUUUGCCCCUCCUGGGUAUCAGCUACCUUCACCAUUUCCAAUUUCCCUUUUUAAUAAGCUCAACAAAAUAUUUCUCCUUCCUUCUCAACGUCCUCUGUUUAGUCACUCGCACUUUGCCCUCUUAAUACUUUAUCAACCUAACCUGCUCUACACCUUUUCAGCUCUUGCUCCUCCACGUCCUUUUGUCACUUCUCCCUUUGCCGAACCCCUAGCUUGGCAGCACAAUUUUCUUACUUUUUUCCCCCCACUUUUCCUUAGCUACCUUCUCCCUUUAAAACUAAAUUUGUGAAACGUCCUCUGCUUCACUUUGUAUUGUUAAUUUAAACUCAGUAUAACACUGACUAAACAAAAACACCUUCCAUUUUUUUCGGGUUUUUCAAAGAAGGAAUUGUAAUUAUAAUUCUGAUCUUAAAACUGUAAAGUGCGCUGAGAUGAAAUGUGUUUGUGAAUUUGGGCAAAUAAAAUGA
Messenger RNA from Cynoglossus semilaevis (tongue sole), 1852 nucleotides. Its product is annotated as transcription factor 24. Bases 675 to 1295 code for a protein of 206 amino acids. Gene Ontology annotation, biological process: regulation of transcription by RNA polymerase II; developmental process. The record is from RefSeq and is a predicted model, not a curated record. Gene Ontology annotation, molecular function: DNA-binding transcription factor activity, RNA polymerase II-specific; protein dimerization activity; RNA polymerase II transcription regulatory region sequence-specific DNA binding. Lineage: Eukaryota; Metazoa; Chordata; Actinopteri; Pleuronectiformes; Cynoglossidae. The transcript is spliced from 4 exons.